Messenger RNA from Capsicum annuum, 2149 nucleotides. RefSeq names its product pentatricopeptide repeat-containing protein At2g01860. The transcript has a single exon. Gene Ontology annotation, molecular function: protein binding. The record is from RefSeq and is a predicted model, not a curated record. The coding region runs from base 581 to 2077 and encodes 498 amino acids. Lineage: Eukaryota; Viridiplantae; Streptophyta; Magnoliopsida; Solanales; Solanaceae.
AAACACAACAUGCUUAUCUACUGUCUAAACUAGGUGUGACAGAUAUUUUUUUCACCUACCAGUUUGAGGAGGGGUGUUCAGUAUAUCAUCACUACUAGUUAGUUACAAGUGUCCAGCUGACAUCUAGUUUAUUAGAGUUUGUUAUUUAGUAACUAGAUUACGCAGUUAGCAGCUAUAUAAAUAGCAGCAGUUCAGAUAUUUUGUAGUUGAGGCAAUUACUUCAAGUAAAAGAAAUACUUUCUUCAGCUUUGUUCUGUGUUUCACUCCAUGACUCAGCUUUGUGAAUCUCCAUUGUUAUAGCUUAACAAUCUGUUUCUCUCUUGAGUAGAUUAAAUGUAACCAAAAAAAUAAAAAUUAGUAGUUUAUUCACGAGCUACAUUCACAAACAAUUAGGUGAUAGACUGAUGAUACAAUAUUGAACAAAAUCAUAUAUGAUGAAAUGAUAUAAAACAACAAUUCAAUCAAAUUUAUGUUUAAAUUAGGAAGAAUAAAAACUAAACUCCCUCCUUUUUGUUCCCUCUUGUAACAGAACUUUAUUGUUCCGAAUCUCUACAGUUUCUCCCUCAUCCAUGCCCACCAAAUGUUCGACCAAAUGCUCAGCAGGAAUUGUUGCAUGUUCUCGACCACCUAUGAGUCCUUUCCUUGGUCUUUAUCCACAUAUUCUGUCUACCAUACUAGUCUAACCACCAGUACAGCUGCUUCUUCAAGUUUUGGAAGAAGAGUUGUUUCCAUGGCUGUAUCAAGUAACAAAGCUAACCACAGAAAUCCUCGACGACCCAAGCUCCCACCUGAAGUGGACAAUACCUUCCAAAGGGUCUUGUACGAGGAUGAAGAAGAAAUGACUCAGAAACCAAAUCUUGAUAUUUUAACUGAUGAUGAUGAUGAGGGAGUUGUAAGUGUGGAUUCUUCGGAUGGAAUUCUAUGGGAAUCGGAUGAGAUGGAAGCGAUUUCGUCUCUUUUUAAAGGGAGGAUCCCUCAGAAGCCUGGAAAAUUGGAUAGAGAGAGGCCUUUACCUUUGCCCCUUCCUUACAAGAUUCGGCCUUUAGGACUUCCUACACCGAAAAGAUUCAAGAACUGUUCAAGGGAAUCUGUUUCGAAGCAAGUGUACAAGAAUCCCACUUUCUUGAUUGGUUUGGCCAGAGAAAUUCAAGGCCUUCCAAUUGAGGAAAAUGUAUCGAUGGUUCUAAGUAAAUGGAGUCCUUUUCUUCGGAAAGGAUCAUUGUCAUUGACAGUCCGAGAGUUGGGUUACUUGGGACUUCCAGAGAGAGCUCUGGAAACAUUCUGCUGGGUGAAGAAACAACCCCAUCUUUUCCCAGAUGAUCAUAUUCUUGCUUCUACCAUUGAAGUUCUGGCGGGAUCAAAUGAGUUAAAAGUGCCAUUUGAUUUGGAAAAAUUCACUGGCUUGGCUAGUCGGAGUGUGUAUGAAGCAAUGUUAAGGGGUUGUAUUAAAGGAGGACGCCUGAAGCUUGCUUUGAAGCUUCUUUCAAUGGCUAAGGAAUCUAACAGAGUGCUUGAUACUGGGGUGUAUGCGAAGCUAAUCUUGGAGCUUGGUAAGGAUCCUGAUAAAAGCACACUUGUCUUGGUGUUGUUAGAGGAGCUUGCUGUGAGAGAUGAUCUGAAUUUGACACCACAAGACUGUACAGCUAUCAUGAAGAUUUGCAUUAGGCUCAGAAGAUUUGAGAUCGUGGAGGGGCUAUAUGAUUGGUUCAGGGAAUCGGGUGGUAAUCCAAGUGUAGUUAUGUAUACUACUAUGAUUCACUGUCGUUAUUCAGCGAACAAAUAUAGAGAGGCAUUAGCCAUGCUAUGGGAAAUGGAGGCUUCAAAUUGCCUUUUUGAUCUUCCAGCUUAUCGUGUGGUGAUUAAGCUCUUUGUUGCUUUGAACGAUCUCCCAAGGGCUGUACGCUAUUUCUCUAAACUUAAGGAAGCAGGUUUCAGUCCAAAUUUUGACAUAUACUGCAGCUUGAUCAAAAUUUAUAUGGCUUCUGGAAGGGUGGCUAAGUGCAAGGAUAUUUGCAAGGAGGCAGAGAUGGCUGGAUUCAGGUUUGAUGAAAAUACAUUGUUGAAGUUGCAACAAUAAAAUUUGUUGCAUCUUUUGAUGUAUUUGCAUGUAAUUUAGAGUUCAUGUUGUUUAAAUUCGGUCCAUUAUCCA